Sabethes cyaneus is the source of this 4292-nucleotide messenger RNA. Its product is annotated as hippocampus abundant transcript 1 protein. Bases 664 to 2196 code for a protein of 510 amino acids. The transcript is spliced from 11 exons. NCBI's taxonomy places the organism in Eukaryota, Metazoa, Arthropoda, Insecta, Diptera, Culicidae. Gene Ontology annotation, molecular function: transmembrane transporter activity. Gene Ontology annotation, biological process: transmembrane transport. Gene Ontology annotation, cellular component: membrane. The record is from RefSeq and is a predicted model, not a curated record.
UCAGCUGCUGCUCUGGUGGUUUUUUCCUGCGCUGCUGCACUGCAAGCAAGAGUAAAUCGGACCGAGCAAAGGAAGCAUUUUUCUGCUCGUGCUCCGUGCAAAACUGAGGCCAAUUCCGAACCGUUUCGAAGUGAGUGAAUUUUUUCCAAUUAACAAGUGACGAAAAUCUUUUGCCCUUCCGCUGGAGUGAAAAGUUUCGAUCCCGUUCAGGUUCUGAACCGGAUAUAGUGUGUGGCUUUUAGAGUGUGUUUGAUCGGAACAACAGAAUGGAGGAAGUACCCAAUCGUGGGAAUAUUAUUUUUGUGAAAUCAGUCUGAAUGGUGCUGAUUCAGUAAGGGUGUUUCGAUUCGGAAUUGACGGCGAUGACCGUCAUGGUGAGGCCUACGGAGUGUUAUCAUUCGCUAAUGCAGGAAACAGUUCUGAGUUUAAGAAUGUGAAUGACAAGUGAUUGAUUUUUGUGGUGAAAAGGAUAGACGGAAGUGGCCUAGUAGCUUCAUCUGUGUGUCACCAAUUUGUGCAAGCCCGGAAAGGAAGUGCUGGCACAAUUGCGGCUCUCGUUUGGUGUGACGUUUUCGGAUUGUUUUUGUCAUCGUAAAGUACAGCUAACUUUAUUUCGCUUUAUUUUGGAAAGUCUGAACCAUCUGCUUUCGUGCGUGACCAGGGAUGUCCAAAAGAUCACUCAAAAAGCCCAUCAUGGUGGUGCGGAGUAAGAAACCAGCUAUCAUCAAGGAUGGCGUAAUUACGAGUUCCGGAAUCGGAGAGCCCAGUGUGUACCAUGCCUUAGUUGUGAUAUUUUUGGAGUUUUUCGCAUGGGGUCUGCUGACGAUGCCCGUGAUAAAUGUACUGAACCAGACUUUCCCCGACCACACAUUCCUGAUGAACGGCCUGGUGAUGGGCAUCAAGGGCAUUCUCUCAUUUCUCAGUGCCCCGCUCAUCGGUGCACUGUCCGAUGUGUGGGGCCGAAAGUUUUUCCUGCUGAUAACAGUGUUCUUCACCUGCGCACCGAUACCGUUGAUGUCAAUUAACUCUUGGUGGUUCUUUGCGAUGAUCUCAAUCAGCGGAGUGUUCGCUGUUACCUUUUCGGUGGUGUUUGCCUACGUUGCCGAUGUUACGACCCUGGAGGAUCGUUCGCGUGCGUACGGCUUAGUGUCGGCUACCUUUGCUGCUAGUUUGGUCAUUUCCCCUGCCCUUGGCGCCUACCUGAAUGACAAAUAUUCAGAGCCUCUAAUCGUAGCUUUAGCGACCGCGAUCGCGGUCCUAGAUGUAUUUUUUAUACUGGUGGCAGUGCCGGAAAGCUUACCGGAGAAGGUGCGGCCCAGCUCGUGGGGUGCACCGAUCAGCUGGGAACAGGCGGACCCAUUUGCGGCGCUGCGGAAAGUUGGCCUCGACCACACUAUCCUAAUGCAGUGCGUGACAGUAUUACUAUCCUACUUGCCGGAAGCUGGUCAGUAUUCGUGCAUCUUCGUCUACCUGAAGCUGAAGAUGCACUUCAGCUCGAUAGAUGUUUCCAUCUUUAUCGCUGUGGUCGGUAUACUGAGCAUACUGGCACAGGUCAUUCUAGGUGAUCUAAUGAAGGCACUUGGUGCUAAACGUACUAUAAUAAUAGGAUUAUUGUUUGAAAUGUUGCAACUGUUGUGGUACGGAUUUGGCAGCCAGACAUGGAUGAUGUGGGCUGCUGGCAUCCUAGCGUCACUUGCGUCAAUUACUUAUCCAGCUAUUAGCGCUUUUGUGUCGAUACACUCUAACCCUGACCAGCAAGGUGUGGUUCAGGGUAUGGUGACGGGCAUGCGAGGUCUGUGCAAUGGCCUCGGGCCGGCGAUGUUCGGUGUCAUCUUCUACGUGUUCCACGUGGAUUUGAAUGACGAUCACGCCGGGAUCGGCAGUCUGAGCGGCCAUACCGGUGGCGGCGUGGGUACCAGCGGCAUCGGCAGCUUGAUAGACGGUGGCAAAUUCGUGCGGAACGAGACCCUGCACGGUGCCGCCAUCGGCGGCAGUCAUCAUAUCAUCGAGGACGAGUACUCCCAGCUGAUGCCCGGUCCACCGUUCGUGUUCGGGGCGCUGAUGGUGAUUUGCGCGAUUGCCGUCGCGGCCUUCAUCCCGGAAGCGCCCAGCGACAGCAUCCGGCGGCCUUCGGGUGAGAAAAAAAAGUCAGACUAUAGAAGCCAUGAUAAGUUUAACGUGCUAAUUGGCGACUGAUCGUGCUUGGCUGACUAUCCGUUGAUGUGGAUUACGAGUACGAGCGGGGUCACAAAGUAGCGGGACCGCUGUCACCACUCAUGCACCAGGACUCCGCUCAGCUAUAGUUCAUCCUGCUGUAUCAUCAGUUGAAUAGCAUCCCCCCAUCCCCGCACCCCGUCAUCGAUUGAUCACAUACACACACACACUCCAACUGUGAAACACACUUUCCUUACACGUAGAGAUUGUGCAAGUGACAACAGAAAAAAACUGAAAGAAAAAAAAACUCUAAACUACACAGUAGGAAACACACAAAGUAUACAAAACCUUCUAUUUUUUAAUCCAAUAGAUUACGCUAUAAAGUUUUUACGUGAGAUUCACGCAACCCCGUAACUUUUUCCAAAGGAAACCCAUUCCUCACACUUCCUCUCGAGGCAAACGAGUUCGAGUUAAAUAGGCACGCCGCUUCGAAACUGUUCACCUUGAAGCGGCAGCCACAGCAGCAGUAGCAAAAACAAAUGAAAAAAAAAACUAACCGAACGACAGAAGUUUAGCUUUAAAUUUAGAGUUGGGAUUCUAUUAUUGAAGGGAUUAGCAUUUUCGUGAGUGUUCGCGUUUAGGCAACGAUUAAUAUUUAUUACCCAAAUUGGCAACGAUAGAAGAUCUAUUUUCUGGGUUUUUUGCUUUUUGUUAGAAGGACCAACAAAUGCCAUUAAUCUAGUCAACGACGAGAUUUUCCUGUUGAUGGGGCGGCGGCGGGCUAUCGGUUUUUGGUAUUUGGUGAAAAUUUUAGGCUGCAUUAGACGCUAAUAAAAAAAACAUGAUGGGUUACGCAAAAAACGCUAAUGAACAAUGCGUUACUAUAACUACUUUAAUCGAAGAGUGAUAGUAGAAAUGUAAGGAUUUUAGGAUGUGCACUGAAGACCAAAAGAAGUACGAAAAUAGUUGUUCAAGAACAAACCAACAUAAGACCGGGAAACUUGUACAAUCAAUUACUCUUUUGUAGAUUCGAAUGAUGAUGGUUGUUUUGUUGUUUGUCAUUACUGCCAGGCUUAUGUUUUCUUUAUUUUUUCAAAGGGAACUUUUAUAGAACGUUUUGUUUCUUUAAUUUCUCCUCAUCGAGAAUAUCACAUGGAAGGCGAGAGUAAUGUGAUGUGAAUUCUGCUGGGUACGAUUACGUGACUGGAUGAUUCCGAGUGUGGUAUGAGUGAUACGACAGGUGAAAAGAUAGUCCAAAGAUUUAAAAUAGUUACGUAGAUCAUUCUAAUAAAAAAACUAUUAAUUUAUAACCACAACUGAGUAAUGAUCCCCUGUUUGAACAUCGAGGAUCGAUUUUGAAACCGGUUCGAUUUUUCCUGAACAAUAGUUUAAAUUGUUACAUCACGUCAAGACAGCUUACCGUAGAAAGUAAACUCCUGAAAAAGAAAAUAAAAACUACAAAACUGUUGAACUAUAAGUAAAAUAAAUGCAAAUUUAUAAACAUCAGAGCAGGAUAAGUCAACUAUUUUACAAACCGGAAUUUUUUUUAUCGUUUAGAGCAAAAGCUUAUGCUGGCGGCGACAGAGUGGAAAAUUGUUAGAACAGAUUUUAGAAGGUGUUACACUGUUGGUGAAAUUACAAAAAAAAAAAAACAAAAACAAAAGGUUUGAGCGAGAUUGUGUAGUAUCCAGAAAGUCGAAACGACUCCACAAGCUCUGUAAAUUCUGGACUUAAUAUCAACCACGCUGCAAAUACCGUUGAUAGAAUUCAUAGCUGGCUAGUGCUUUGAUUCGAAUGUUUCUGGGAAACUAACACAAACAAACAGGUGAAACAUAAAAAUAGAGAUGUAUUGAAGAUAAUAAUUACCUAUUAAAAGAAAACCUAGAGACAAAAAAAAGUACACUGUAAAAAUGUGAGAAUAAAACAAUGAAAUCCCAGUAUAAGUUAUCGGUAAGUUAGCAGUUACAACUAAUUACAACGCGUUAUGCGUACACUUUGGUGGCUGAUAAAAUUCAGCUGAAGCGAUUUGUUUGGAGUUUAUGUAAAAAGAAAAAGAAACCGAAAGAGUACGACUAAAGCAGUAUAAAAAGUAAGGAAGCUACGCUGAAGUGUAAAGCAAAAAUGAAAAUAAAAGAAAU